This is a messenger RNA of Medicago truncatula (barrel medic), 1960 nucleotides long. Its product is annotated as interactor of constitutive active ROPs 4. The record is from RefSeq and is a predicted model, not a curated record. NCBI's taxonomy places the organism in Eukaryota, Viridiplantae, Streptophyta, Magnoliopsida, Fabales, Fabaceae. The transcript has 4 exons. The coding region runs from base 426 to 1571 and encodes 381 amino acids.
AACUCAUAAAUGAGCACUAGCUACUGGCUAGUGUCCUCACAGUUCAUAACAGCUUUAAUUCAAACUUUCAAAAAACAACCCAUUUCUCUCUUCAUUUUUUGUGCCCUUCCUUGUUUCUUGCACUUCCUUGUUUUUUGGUUUUUGGGUAUCUUUCAAAUACAAACAACACCUUCAAAAGCCUUCAUUUUUUUAAGGGUUGUCUCUUCUCAUUUGCAGUGAAACUUCUCUUUAUGCAAAAUAUUCUCAUCAAGCUAGCUAAAAUGUGGUGAUCUUAUUAGGUUCAUCAUUGCAAUUUGCAAAUCCAAAACAGCACUUGAACAAACAACUUUAGUCUACAAUAGCACAAGCCAAGCAGGUGAAGUGAGAUUCUCUUUUUGCUAAAAAAUCCUUAGAAUUGUUGAUUUAUCUAUCAUCAAGCAUAUCAAAUGCCAAGAUCAAGGGGAACUGAUUUGCCUCAGAGGCAGUCACCAAGAGGUACUCAUCAGCUUCGGACAUCGAGUUCCGACUCAGAUCCAUCACAUCAUCAUCGACCUGUUACUGACCGAAGUCCAAAACUAGGAGACCGACGAUCUCCAAGAGGUACUACUCAAUCCGAGACAGUAAACCAGAAGAAGCUUGGAACUCGCAUUGCAGAUUUGGAAUCACAGCUUGGUCAAGCACAACAAGAGUUGAAAAAUUUGAAAAAUCAACUAUCUUCUGCAGAAGCUGAAAAGAAAAAAGCUGAGGAUGAACUAGUGAAGAACGCUCAAUCUGUAGUUCGUGUGGUAGAAAAGUUUCAAGAGAAAAAAAGCAUUUCAAAGAAACCUCAAGAAUGUAACAUCAAAGCCGAAACAAAACCUCAAGAUGUUAUUAUACCUGAUGAAAAUCAAGAAGAGACUGAUGUGUUUGAAGUUCCUAUCGAAAAGUUGGCAAUUGAAUUCAAAAAACCUGUUGAUGUAUUUGAAAAGGAACCUCAAAUUCAACCAGCAACAUCAGAGCCAGAGAAGCCUUUUGUGGAGGAGCUGACACAAAAAAACGAAGAAAUAUUGUCGUUGAAAUCGAGUUUGGAAGAGAAAAAGAAGGAACUGGAAUCAAUGAGUAAUGAAAACGAUGAUCUGAAGAAUCAACUGAAUGAAGCAGUUUCAAAAGUGAAAACUUAUGAAACCAAAGAAGAAGGAAUGGCAAUGCAGGUGAAGCAAUUGAGUGAAGAAUUGAAAGCAAGUAAAGGGAAUGGAGAGAAGUUGAAUGAGAAGUUGAAAUCUGUGGAAGAAGAGAAGGCAGGGUUAGAAUCAGAAAUGAAGAAGCUAAGGGUGCAGACAGAACAAUGGAGAAAAGCAGCAGAUGCUGCAGCUGCAGUGCUUGCAGGAGGUUUUGAUAUGAGUGCUGCUGCUAGGGUUCCUGAAAGGUGUGGUUCAAUGGAUAAGCACUUUGUUGGUGGAACAUUUGAGACACCUGGUGGAAGGUAUCAUGGAUAUGUAGGUUCUCCUGGUAUGGUUGAUGAUCUGGAUGAUGGUUUUGGUAGUGGAAAAAAGAAGGGUUCUUCUGGUAUUAGAAUGUUUGGUGAUUUAUGGAAGAAGAAAGGUCAAAAGUGAUUUCUGCACCUGCUUGAAUUGACAGCGAGUUUGGCAGAAUCACGGUCACGUGAUUCUGUCAAAAGUAAUACUUUGGAGCCUCGAUAAAUUCACGUCACCGUAAUUUUGUCAAACUCGCUGUAAUUCCAAUGAGCUAUGGCCAUGUUUAGGUGGUAGCAGAAGCUGUGAAAAAACAGUUGCUUAUUGUUGUGCAUGCUUCUUUUUGGUAUCUUGUUUAGUUGUUUCUGUUGUAUUAUAAUGGCCAUUAAGAGUGUACUAUUAUGUUACUAUUGCAUGAUCAAUGCAAGCUAGUGAUGUGAACUUUUGAAAGAUGGUUUAUGUAAUAUUUUCCCCUUUUCCAACUGAGAUGAAGGGUUCUUAAGCAAAUUUUCUAUCUUCAUUCCUUUUGA